This is a messenger RNA of Nasonia vitripennis (jewel wasp), 4380 nucleotides long. RefSeq names its product protein shuttle craft (gene stc). The record is from RefSeq and is a predicted model, not a curated record. The coding region runs from base 471 to 4166 and encodes 1231 amino acids. Gene Ontology annotation, molecular function: RNA polymerase II transcription regulatory region sequence-specific DNA binding; zinc ion binding; DNA-binding transcription factor activity, RNA polymerase II-specific. The transcript is spliced from 11 exons. Gene Ontology annotation, cellular component: nucleus. Gene Ontology annotation, biological process: negative regulation of transcription by RNA polymerase II. NCBI's taxonomy places the organism in Eukaryota, Metazoa, Arthropoda, Insecta, Hymenoptera, Pteromalidae.
GCGAUCUUUUGAAAUAUUAUACGACCACCAAUAAGCGUACCUACUUCCUUACCGACCAUCGAUUGCGCUCUUGAGUCUUGACGAAAUCGCACGUCGAAUCACAUUAUGUUACCUGUCGUAGAGUAACUGGUGAAACUCAACCUCGCGCGUCUGCCGCGCGUGUCCCUCUCGCCAGUUUCGAAUGGCAAAAACCAGUUUGUCGACCGUCGACCCGUCGGCUCAUAUGUGCUGCUAUAGCCACUCCGCACGAAAGCUGACUCGACGCUGUAGAAUUUCCUCUCGAUUAUACUGUUUAUCCCCCGACAGUCGCAGCCCACCAGGAAAUCCCGACAUCGCUCUCGACAGUGUGGUGGGGCGCCAAGGCGCCAUGCUUUUGCUAGCAUUUCUGCACUUUUCUGUUUAGUCCGUCUAGAGUACUUAGUGGAAAAAUUUAAGGUAGUUUUUUAGUUGAAUUGUCACAUACUUUUGAAAUGGCCACUUGGGAUGGUUCUUAUGCAGAGCCAGAUGGAUCCAAUUAUUACGUUAACUCCCAUAGUAACCAAGCACCAGGCAAUCUUUCAACAUGGGACUAUUAUCUUCCUAAUACAAGCAACUCUUACGUACAAAACACACCAGCCCCAUAUACAUUAAACUCUAUGGUCUUCGAGCAGAGCACAUCCAAUUUGUACAAUCAUCUGGAUAGAAAUACCAUUCCACCAUUGAUGCCAAAUGUUGUUCCCGCAAACAAUGCAUAUCCAGUUAAUGGAAUUCAACAAACUGCUACUAAUAAGGUCCAUAUGGCUCCUCCGGAAGGACAUCUCAAUACCAUUAAUAAUCAGUUGCCAUGUUUCUUUGAAGAUAACAAGGCGCUAACCCAGCAAGCACCUCAAAAUCAUUAUUACAAUAAUAGAAGCAACAAUUAUCAAAACAAUGGCAAGCAUAAAGACACAAGUAAAACCUAUCCGGUAGCAAAUAUAGUUGAGCAUUCAAAUUUACACGCCACAGCUAAUGAAUUUGUGCCGAACCAAAACAAAUGGGACCGUGGCACCUCUGUAAAUCCAAACAAACAUAGCAAAGGUCGAAUGAAUAAUGAUUAUCAAAAUCAGAGUGGAGAGCAAGCAUCAAAUAAUGUCUACUUUGAAGAUAAUAAAGUUAGGUACAAUGAUCGAAAAUAUGAAAAUAAGAGGGAUGUUGGCAGAAGGUGGAGGGAUGAUAAUAGAGACAUGCAAAGUAGCCAACAUAACCAUAAUCAGUAUAAUAAACAGGAUAAAAAGGAUUACGGAAAAAAUCAAAAUUCUAGAAGAUAUCAGAAUGAUAGGUUUAUUCAUAAUAGAAACUUCCCCGAAAAAUCGCAUAAUAAUAAGCAAGAAAAAGAUCAUUCAGAAAAUACUGUAUCCGAAUCUAAUGCAAAUAGCAAAUUAGAGAAUCUAGCUGAUCAUCAAGAUAAUUCCAAUAACACCAAUGUGUUUCAUUCAUCUGUAGAAAAAGAGAAUACACAAUCGACAGGUUCUCAAAUUACUAAAAAUUCGAAAUCAUUCUCAAAUAAUAGUCGUGGAGAUAGAUAUUACGAUAGAAAAGAGAGAUACAAUCCUAGAGAUCCUAGAGAUAGAAAAAGUAAUUAUUCCGAGAACAAUGGAUAUAACAGAAGUAAUUACAGCAGCAGAGAUAACAAAUAUGAGAGGAGAGAAAACAGAAAUACUCUUACAGAAGUUCGAGAUACAACAAGUGAUUGGAGACAGAGGACAAGUCAAAUUGUGAAUAAAAGUACUAUUCUCAAACGUUCUUAUAACAAAAAAUACGAGCCAGACGACGAUGCAGAUCAAAGAGAAAGAUUAACGGAGCAACUGAAUCGAGGCCAGUUGGAAUGUCUAGUUUGCUGCGAAUCUAUUCGCCAGGCCGAUUAUGUGUGGUCAUGCAAGAAUUGUUACCACGUGUUGCACUUAAAAUGUGUACAAAAAUGGGCCAUGUCAUCUCAAGACGAAAGUGGCUGGCGGUGUCCUGCCUGUCAAAACGUUACAUUGGAGGUGCCGUCGGACUACUUUUGCUUCUGCGGCAAGACGAAAGUUCCAGAAUGGAAUCGUCGCGAUAUCGCUCACUCCUGUGGUGAGAUCUGCGGCAGAACGCGUUCUGAUGUUAACUGUGUUCACAAAUGUACGCUGCUCUGCCAUCCUGGAUCUUGUCCACUUUGCUUAGCCAUGGUCACAAAGACCUGUGGCUGCGGCCGGACGUCCCAGACGCAGAAGUGCAGCACAGGCCCAUUGCUCCAAUGUGAAGAGAUUUGUGACCGUCCCCUUAACUGCUCUGUGCACAAAUGCGAGUCGAAGUGCCAUCACGGCAGCUGCGAACCUUGCGAUAAAAUUUUUAAACAAGAAUGUUUCUGUGGGAAAAACACUCGGGAAGAAACGUGUGUUUUGGACCUGCCGCCAAUGUAUUCAUGUGAGAAUGUUUGUAACAAAGUGCUAGAUUGUGGUAACCAUAAGUGUAAAGAAAUUUGCCAUCCGGGUCAAUGUGGACCUUGUGUCUUAAAACCUGAAACUGUCAAACAUUGUUGCUGUGGACAGACUCUUUUAACUGAUAAGAGAGAAAGCUGCUUAGACCCAAUUGCAACUUGUGAUAAAGUGUGUUCCAAGCGAUUGCGCUGCGGUCAGCCGAGUAAUCCUCAUACCUGUCAAGCAAACUGCCACAAAGACGAUUGCCCUGAAUGCGAGCUGAUCACAAAAGUCAAAUGCCGCUGCGGUUACAUGGACAAAGAAAUUCCUUGCAGAGAACUGACGACUAAGGCUGAUGAUGCUCGCUGCGAAAAAAAAUGUACAAAGAAACGUUCCUGUGGCAAGCACAAAUGCAACCAGAAGUGUUGUAUCGAUAUUGAACACAUUUGUCCACUUCCGUGCUCAAAAACAUUGAGUUGUGGUAGGCACAAAUGUGAGCAAACAUGUCAUAGAGGUAGAUGCCAGAACUGCUGGCGCAGCAGCUUCGACGAGCUGUACUGCGAAUGCGGUGCCGCGGUCAUCUAUCCUCCAGUGGCCUGUGGCACGCGUCGACCCGCUUGUGACAAGCCCUGCUCUCGCGAGCAUCCCUGCAGCCACGAAGUCCUGCACAACUGUCACAGUGAUCCGACGUGUCCACCAUGCACUGUACUCACACAAAAGUGGUGCUACGGUGAGCACGAACUGCGCAAGGCUGUGCCUUGCUACGUCAAUGAUGUUUCCUGUGGUCUACCUUGCAACAAGCCCAUCUCAUGUGGUAGGCACAAGUGCAUACAGAUGUGUCACUCUGGCCCUUGCGAGAAACCCGGACAGGUAUGCACACAACCGUGUACUGUACCUAGGGAACUUUGUGGUCAUAUAUGUGCCGCGCCUUGCCACGAGGGAAAAUGCCCCGAUGCGCCUUGCAAGGAGAUGGUCAAGGUUACAUGUCAAUGUGGAAAUAGGACAAUGUCCCGCGUAUGUGCGGAAAACUCUCGCGAUUUUCAAAGAAUCGCUAGUGGAAUUUUAGCUAGUAAAAUGGCAGAUAUGCAGCUUGGUCAUUCAGUUGAUCUUGAAGAAGUCUUCGGCCAGGGAGCUAGGAAGCAAAAUCAACUGAAAACUCUCGAUUGCAAUGAAGAUUGCAAAAUGAUCGAAAGAAAUCGGAAGCUGACGCUUGGUCUUCAAAUUGUGAACCCGGAUCUGAGCGGAAAGUUAAUGCCCAAAUACAGCGAGCAUAUGAAAGAGUGGGGUAAAAAGGACCCCGUGUUUUGCCAGAUGGUGCAUGACAAACUCACGGAACUAGUUCAACUGGCAAAAACUUCCAAGCAGAAGUCUAGAAGCUAUUCCUUUGAAAGCAUGAAUAGAGAUAAGAGACAGUUUAUACACGAAUCAUGUGAACAUUUUGGUUGCGAGAGUCAGGCUUAUGAUCAGGAACCCAAGCGUAAUGUCGUCGCAACCGCUGUUAAAGAUAGGUGUUGGUUACCAAGUUACAGCCUCUUAGAGUUAUUGCAAAGAGAAAACGGUCAACGGAAAGUACCAGGACCGAUGGUUAACAUCAACCAAUUAAACAGGUCAAAACUGAACAGCACUGACACAACUUAUAGAAGCAUGGAUGUUGUGUUGAACUCGAAGAGAAGUUUAAAACCUCUACCUGCUGCUUCAGCUUCACCUCCAGCGGAAUCUCCAGGACCAGAGAUAGACUAUUUUAAUUACAAUGGUUGAUGAUACCUGCAUGUGUUUUAUGUCUCAAAGUAAAGUAUGGGCAUCGAAUGAAUUUGCCAGUAGGCGGCAACAAACAAUCAAUUAUUAUCAAUUUAUUAUUUAUACUUACAGCAGAUGUAUUCACAAUUUAGUUUUCUGAACUAUGAUUGUUAGUGUACAUUAUUUUUGAUUUAUAAUCAAAUGCAAUUAAAAAUAGCAAACAAUUGAAAAAAAA